Messenger RNA from Bombina bombina (fire-bellied toad), 2071 nucleotides. RefSeq names its product calpain-1 catalytic subunit. The coding region runs from base 20 to 1912 and encodes 630 amino acids. Gene Ontology annotation, cellular component: cytoplasm. Gene Ontology annotation, molecular function: calcium ion binding; calcium-dependent cysteine-type endopeptidase activity. Lineage: Eukaryota; Metazoa; Chordata; Amphibia; Anura; Bombinatoridae. The record is from RefSeq and is a predicted model, not a curated record. The transcript is spliced from 20 exons. Gene Ontology annotation, biological process: proteolysis.
AGUGUCUACUUCUCUUCAUAUGUCCAUCUUUGUGUCUGUCUGUCCUUCUCAGGAGAUCUGCGGAUACCCUCAGUUCAUCUGUGAAGAUAUGAAAUGUACAGAUGUGUGUCAAGGACAGCUGGGAAACUGUUGGUUCCUGGCAGCUGCCGCGUCAUUGACCUUGUAUCCAGCCCUCAUGGAGCGUUUGGUCCCCCCCAAUCAGAGUUUUCAAAAGGGUUACGCUGGAAUUUUUCAUUUCCAGUUCUGGCAAUAUGGCCACUGGUAUGACGUGGUGGUAGAUGACCGACUGCCAGUGAAAAACGGAGAGCUGGUCUUUGUCAGUUCCAUGCAGAAGAAUGAGUUCUGGGCUGCCCUGUUAGAAAAGGCCUACGCAAAACUUAAUGGAUCAUACGAGUCUCUAAACUACGGAUGGAUGAAUGAAGCAUUUGUGGAUUUCACUGGUGGGUUGGAUGAGUCUUUCAACCUCAAGGUUCCUCCUCUGAACCUCUUUCAGCUCAUCAAGAAAGCUGUGGAGAAGAGAUCUCUGAUGGGAGCUUCCAUCAAGAUCCUCAACCCAAAUGAGAGCGAGAUGAGGACACCGGAAGGACUGGUGAAAGGUCACGCAUAUUCUGUCAUAGCCGCAUGGGAGGUGGAACAAAAUGGCAGGAGAGUCCAACUCUUGCGUUUGAGGAACCCCUGGGGAAAGGUGGAGUGGAACGGGCGCUGGAGUGAUCUCUCCCCCAUCUGGUCAACUCUAGACCCUGCACUCCAGACAAAACUGCAGGUCAGAGGUGAAGAUGGAGAAUUUUGGAUGCAAAUGGAUGACUUCCUGCGCUAUUUUGACAUCCUGGAAGUCUGCAACCUGACCGCAGACUCUCUGCAAGGAGAAAGUUCUCAUGGAUGGAAUGCCAACUCCUUCCACAGCAGUUGGGUGCCUGGUCAUAAUGCCGGAGGCUGUAAAAAUUAUAUAGGAACCUUCUGGACCAACCCACAGUUCUUGGUGACUCUGCAGGAGGACGACCUAGAUUCAGAAGGAGGCUGUACGCUUCUGGUAUCCCUGAUGCAGAAGGACAGGCGGCUAGGCAGAGCCAAGGGACGGGACUUCUUGGUGGUGGGAUUCGAGAUCUACCAGGUCCCUAAACAGUUUGACCAGAUGACCCUGGUGACGGAAAGAAAGAACUUGUUUGCAAGUUUGGUGCCUGUGGUUCUUUCUCAGUUUGUGGCUCAACGAGAUGUAACCAGCAGGUUCGAGCUACCUCCUGGGAGAUACCUGAUUAUCCCCAGCACCUUCCAGCCCUACCAAGAGGGUGAUUUUAGCCUGAGGGUCUUCAGCGAGAGGCAACACUCGCUCCAGGAAAUUGAUUACGAGAUCAGAGCAGAAGAAAUUGUGUUCCAGGAGAGCAAACUCAAAGACGAUAAAGAAUCUAUCACAGCUCACUUUGCACGAUUGUCCGGGAAGGACCAAGAAAUCAGCCCAGAUGAGCUACAGAGAAUCUUGACCCAAGUCGUAUCUAAACAAACUCAUCUGAAGACAGAUGGAUUCUCUAUAGAAACCUGCAGAAAGCUUCUAAGCAUCGCUGAUAGAAGAGGAAACGGGAAGUUGCAGGUGGAUGAAUUUAGGUAUCUGUGGAGCAAAAUUAAAGAGUGGGAGCACAUCUUCGCUGAUUUUGAUAAAGACAGAUCAGGGACAAUGGACGUGAGUGAGAUGCGACUGGCGCUAGCAGCAGCAGGAUUUCACCUCAACAACCAAAUGGUGGAAUCUCUCACGCGACAAUACGGCAAUGACGUCUGCCGAGUGGAUUUUGACAACUUCCUUUCCUGUCUGACGUUUCUACUUAAUGUGUUUGGUCAAUGCAAAAAACUAGAUGAAAACAAAGAUGGCGCGGUCACUAUCCCUGUUGGGCAGUGGCUACAGCUGACGAGUUUUCAGUGACUAAUAAAGUUACACAACCAGCCGAAUAACUGAUCAGAAGACCAGAAUACCAAUUUUCUGUCAUAUUUAUAUUAUAAAAUUUUUAAUGUGACCCUGUCUAUUUUUUUUUUAUCAUCCUAUUUCUACAAUAAGACCAAUAAUAAAAACUUUUAAACUGUU